Molecule: messenger RNA, 4669 nt
Organism: Aquila chrysaetos chrysaetos
Lineage: Eukaryota; Metazoa; Chordata; Aves; Accipitriformes; Accipitridae
Gene: STOX1
Product: storkhead box 1
Exons: 4
Coding region: 1435-3930 (831 amino acids)
Biological process (GO): positive regulation of transcription by RNA polymerase II
Cellular component (GO): cytoplasm; nucleus
Molecular function (GO): DNA-binding transcription activator activity, RNA polymerase II-specific; RNA polymerase II transcription regulatory region sequence-specific DNA binding
Source: RefSeq, a predicted model, not a curated record
CAUUUCAAUGUGCACUCAAUAUUUAGGAAAAAUGUGAUAGGAAGCAGGCGUGCUGGCUGGUUUCGGUGUUUUGUUGUGGGUCAUGUUGUUUCCUGGAGGAGGUGACUGGAUAUAAUAUGUCCAGAGACUGAUAAUGUAAUGAACUGGAAGGUGCAUUCAUAACCAGUGGAAGACUAAAUUAGUUUCAUUCAUGGUGAACGUUUUUAGACAAAGGAUGAUGUGUAGAAAGAAACGCUGGGGCUGGAUGUUACGGGUUGACUCAGCACAAAGAUUUCUCUGAGAAAGAGCUACUACAGAGCGUGCUGCCACUGGAGGAGGUAAAGGUGGACGGCACGCAGCACCGCGGGUGGAGUGACGGCUGCCCGGGAGGGAAGGCACUUUGCUACCUAAUGUAGACAUGAUGCUCUGAAGUCAGCAGCUGCUUUUAGUCUUAAUUCCUCUGGAGAUGUUGACAAAAAAAAAAAAAAAAAAAUCAAAACCCAAACAAACUACGAAGUGAUUUGAUCUUUUCUAAAAAUGCAUAAAAGUGAAAUUGAUGGAAGCUCUAAGAAGAAACCAGGCUCAGACAGAUUCAGGUUGCUACCUUAAAUAUGUAAUUAUUCACGUUAAAAAUGUAGAGGAUGGGAAUUUUGCAGAAGAUGAUAUAUCACAGCACUGUCUUGUUUCCCCCCCAUCACUUAAAUUGAAUUUAUUAACUUUCAUGGGAUACACAGAGAACAUGCUAUCAGAUCUGGCAGUAGUAACAACAACAAAACAACCUCGAGGGAAAUUUUUGGAGUAUUUUUAACUAGAUAGUACUGAUGGGUAUUUAGCCAUCAUUUCUGUUUGCUACCUGCAAUUGGGUCGUAUUCAAUUAAUUGUGCUAGUGACCUCUGCAGUCUGAUGAGGGCAGGCUGCGAGCAAGGGCUUAAUCUAUACGUAAAAGUACAGCUGCUGGACUACUGAGUGCUCUUAAUGCAAAGCUGCCACGAAAAGUCCUCUGAAACGUUAGUGACUGCGAAAUACCCCAGCCAGCGUGAUAACUGUGGUUCACAAGCAGAGCAGAUUAAAUUUCUGCUCCUGGUAUUGACGGCUGCCUCACAGCAAUUCAGUUUUUACUUGGGGUAUUGGUUUUGGUCAGUAAAUCCCUUUACUGUUUGCAAUUUCUGGAGGGGGGGCAGACUUCAGUGUGCUUGGGUCAUUAAUCCUGGAGUCUGUUUUACUCUUGGUCCCGUGGGGCUUGUGCCGGUUCAACGCGUGGAGCAUCCCAGAAGGCUGCUCUUUGCUGACCGACCUUUAGCAGGAGGAGACAAUACCAUGGCCCUUCUGUAGUACUUGCAAUUUUCUGUGUGGUUUUGGCAUGGUUAAUUAGGAUUGCGCUCUGUUGAAAGUGAUUAUAGGAGAUACCAAGUUCUAAUUAAUGAGCUUAACGCAGGUGAUGUGACUCCUGUUCUCAUGAAUCCUCUCUCGCAUUCACACUCCACUCCUCUGGCAGAAGGAAUAUGCCAUACCAUAUCAGACAUGAAUGCAGAUCAUGUGAUGGUCACGCAGGAAACUUUAAUGGAGCAGUUAGUGAAAAAUUAUCCAGGCAUUGCAGUUCCUUCCCACAAUAUCUUAUAUAAUAUCCUUGGCACUCUAAUUAAAGAAAGGAAAAUCUAUCAUACGGGAGAAGGAUACUUCAUUGUGACUCCCAACACAUACUUCAUCACAAAUGAUGCCACAGAAGACAACAGAAGGGUCCUGUUGGCAGACAGUCAUUGCUCUUCAUCGCCUUCCAUCACUUACCUGGUAAACAUUGAGCGCUGUGCAGACCUAGUGAAAGAAAACAUUCCUACGGUAUCCCGUUACAGAUCCUGCCUUUGUUUCCCUGACCAGAAUAUGCUCUGUGAACAAAGACCUCGGCAGCUAGGGAACUGUGAACCUAAUGAAGGAGGUAGGAAAGGCUGCAGUGAAUUGAAGCCUUCAAUUCAAACUCAAGGGAUCUCCACAUCUGCAGAAAACUGUUCCUGGGACACCAUCAAAUCCCUGACAUCUGCGAAAGAGAAACUGAAAAGCAAAAGGUUUGGCCUUGGCCUUUUCUGGAGAAGUGCUUCUAAAAAAGAAAAACGUAAGAAGGAGUACUCCACUUUUUCAGCCCAGUUUCCUCCCAAGGAGUGGCCAGUCAGGGAUGAAGAUGACUUAGAUAAUAUUCCACGUGAUAUUGAACAUGAAAUCAUCAAGCGUAUUAACCCUACUCUUACAGUUGAUAAUUUGAUUAAACACACAAUUUUAAUGCAGAAGUUUGAGGAGCAGAAAAAAUACAUCAGUAAGGGUACCUUGGCUGAAGUGUCAAUAGUCAGGCAAAACCAUCUUUCAAAGGACUGUAUUCAAAAGACAGAAAGUAAACCAGCAAAACACACCAGGAAAACCAAAUCAAAGAAAGAGAAGCAGAUUAGUAGAAGCAACAGGAAAUUUCACAUACAUGAGCUAACUACCCAAAAUGAGAAAUUGGAAGAGAACCUUCCACUGCCUAUCAGAAACCAACAGCCAUCUGAUGUAGGAGUGGAAUCCCAUGUCAUAUAUAAAAAACAAAUUAAGAACCCUUUUCAGGGUCUAUCAUGGAGACGCAACUUUCAUGCAAAAGGGUACAAAGGUACUAUUAACAGUCAGCUGAAGUCUAGGACUCGAAAGCAAGACAGGGCUUUGCAAAGGCCAUGGUCCUCGGACUCCUCAAAAACUUUUGACUAUGAAACCAAACAGCUGACUACCGAAAUGCAGGCUGACAAAGCUAAGCAAAGCAAACUACUCCAUGCUAAUAGGUCUUCCCUCCAACUAAAGAAAGACAGUUUAAGUGAAAACUUCAGUUAUCUGCAAGGCAAUACUUUGCAAAUAGAUAAUAAAAGUAAAUACUUUCUGGAGAGUACUAUUUCUGAAGAAAACAUCUACAGAGGAACAGUAAAAAAAAAUCCUGGGGAUAUUAAAAAAUCCCCUCACUCCUACACUGAAGAUAAUGGUGUGUGCAAAGAAGAUGCAAAAUUUUCAUUACAUCUGAAAGAUGAGUAUUGCAGGUGCAAAGCUGACACUGUGUGUGAGCUAUUAGAUCAAACAGCAAAUGAAUUUCAAAAUGUCCAUCUUUCAAAUUAUACAGCCAACAUCAGCCUGGUAAAAAAAAUUGGUGUGAAAUACAGACAAAAGACUGAUAAAAAGAGUGAACUUAUAUUUAAAUAUGACUGUGCCAGCCAUCCCGGAUCAAUGAAGCUGGAAAGUGAAGGAUUUACUGAUAACUGCCAUCUUCUGUACCAAAAAGCACAUGAUGGUGACACCUGUAACUCAUUACAUCUGGAUGACAAUUUUGAAGGCAAUGAACCAUGUCACCUGCCUCCUGGCCAUGCUUUUUCAGAUAAAAGAGACUGGAGUAAAGCUGUGCAAAAGCUGGGGACAGCUAUGUCCCUAAAAAACUGUAAGGUUAAUACUUAUCCUGCCCAGUACAACACAACUGUAAAUAAAUGUGACUCUGGAGAGCAUGGAUAUAAGGAAAGUGCUAGUUUUGCAGAAUCAACAGACAGCUCAAAAGAGCAUCCAAAACCAGAUUUCUCAGAAGAAAGUUGUUUGUGCAGUCAGGUUCUUCCGAUAGGUCGCAGAAAGGAAGAAGAAACUGGCCUUACUGAAUGUGCGAAGGCUUCAGCUGUAGCAGAUUUCUGCCACACUAAUGAGGCUGACUCAGAUGCUGACACUUUGCAGAACUUCACCUAUGAGAUAGGUGAAGCAGUAGCAUGCUGUGCUUUGGGCUCACAGACCAAAGAAAUGAGAAACCCUCUGGGAAAAAAAGAUCUGUUUUUUAAGAAUGCAUGUACUGUGGUAUCAGGACAGAAACACCCAGAAGGGACAGAAAGCCACAGCAUUACAGGAGACAGUGGAAUUGACUCCCCAAGAUGGACUGAAAAGAAGAUGAAGCCUCCUGCCAAAUUCUGAAAGCAUAUAUACUAAUGCAAAGCGGAGGACAAAGUGGAAGGACAAUUGCAACAAAAUUCCUUGCUUCAGCUAACUCUGUUCAUGAAUAUUUGAUUAUUUUUUUUAAUGAGCUUUGUAAACUUUCCCUUUGUAACAACGUAACCAUACUGUAAAUGUGAUCAGUCACAUCUGUGAGGCUGUCUAAAUCAAAGCUCUUGGUUAAAACUUUUGACAGUAGUAUUUGGAGAACUAAUGUGUAUUUCUGUUGCUCUCGUUUUUAAUUAGUUUUUGCGUCUCUGUGAUAGUAAAAAUGAGAACUGAUAUACUUUAUUCAGAUCUGGAAUGGGUUAUGUGUUGCUCUGAUAGGAACUGUAUCAGUUGGACAGGACUGUUUUACGCUGUAAUUUGUGAAAGUGCUUACUACUUGUGCUGCAGAAAUAACAGCACGCUUCGUCUCCCCUGUCAGAAAACAAAACAAAUGAACUAGAGUUGCAUGCACCUUGUUACUACAAAAAUUCCUUUGAAUCCCGAGGUUGUCUCAUUGUGUCCUGAUGAAAUCUCAGCUCCUGAAUCUGUUUGGUGUGUUUAUAUCUGGCAAGCAGGAUUUAGUCUUUGCAAAUGAAAAUGCGUUUGUGCAGGAGACAACAGGUAAGGUCAGUGGCAUUGCUUCGAAAGAAACCCUGCUGCCGGCCUGCACGCUCCCGCUCUGCUCCUGACCACCCCUUUCCUUCUUUUAAGGAAUCAACAACCUGGCAGCCAC